Lytechinus variegatus (green sea urchin) is the source of this 5081-nucleotide messenger RNA. RefSeq names its product zinc finger protein 726-like. The coding region runs from base 13 to 3486 and encodes 1157 amino acids. NCBI's taxonomy places the organism in Eukaryota, Metazoa, Echinodermata, Echinoidea, Temnopleuroida, Toxopneustidae. The record is from RefSeq and is a predicted model, not a curated record. Gene Ontology annotation, molecular function: RNA polymerase II cis-regulatory region sequence-specific DNA binding; DNA-binding transcription factor activity, RNA polymerase II-specific. The transcript has a single exon. Gene Ontology annotation, biological process: regulation of DNA-templated transcription.
UGAUCUGGAAAGAUGUCAUUGCCAACGGGAAGAUCAAAUGUCUGCAGCACUUGUGGCAAGUGCUUCAAGCGCCUUGCCGCCUUAGAGAACCAUGAAAGAUUGGCACAUCCGAAGGAUGAGAGCCUCAUCAAAGCUAAGUGUCAAGAGAGGAUGGUACCUAUGAAGAAAGCGGAUGUGAAAAAUCCUAAAAAGAAGAUCCUCAAGAAGAAAGAGUAUCCCUCCGGAAAGGGGACCCUUUGUAGCAGUGACCUUCUGCCUCUACAAGGACAUGAGAGCCAAGGUAGUAUCCUGGUUCAACAGGGCUUACCUGGAGGAGUUAGUUUAGCCACAACCAAAGCAGUCAUCAGGACGUUGUCACAGCGAGGAACAGAAAGGCACAGUUUUCAAACAGGGUUGAAAAUACCUCAAAGUAAUUCCAACGGUCUAAAUGAUCACACUCCAAUCCCAGAGAAAUCAACAAGUAGCAACAAUCGACUGAGUCAUCAAGCAAGACUUCCGAAGUAUCUGAAUAUCACCCAGAAUGUCACUCAUGGAACAUACAGCUGCGCUGAUUGCAAGGUCUGUGUUGAUAGCAUAGAUUGCCUUUUCGGCCAUGACUGCAGUGUACCAAGCAGCAGAGAUUCAUCAGAAACCUCUUGUAAAGAAUGCGGGUCUGACACAGUCUGUUCUUGCAGCAAGCGUGAGUUUCAACUUGUAGUUAGAGAAAAAGAUCCAUGUUGUAACCUUUGUGGGAGGGUAUUCUUUAAUGAGUUGGCCAAGAAGCAACAUGCAUGUGCAGGUAUUCAGAGUACUAAAUGUAAGAAUAAUUUUCCCAGUGUUAUUGCCAAGGAACAUCAUGACGGUCAUCAAAGUGCUUCAAGGGAGUCGUCAAACCCUGGAGGGGAACAGCUUGGUCAACAUUUCAACCAUGAACCCGGCUUAGAUCAGUCUAAGAAACUCCAUGCAGUGAAAAGUGAAGUCAAGCUUCCAAAUGACAGUGUCAGGUGCCCGUAUUGUAAAAAACUCUUCCGGAAUGAUCUUUACCUCAAUGACCACAUGCUCUCUCACCGUGAGCUCCAGAAGUUUGAUUGUUUCUAUUGUCGCCAGCUCUUCCCAACAGGUGCUGCUCUGAAAACACACAUGGAGGCCUAUCACAGCCAACACUCCCAGGAGACCUUACAAGGACAAGAAGCUGCUGGCGUUAUAUUCACAGACACUGGACCGAGAUGGAAGUGUUCCUUAUGCCCCAAAUUAUUUUCCUGCAAGAGUAACAGACGGAGACAUCAAAUGUGGCAUUUUGGCAUUAGACCCCAUUCUUGUGAAUUUUGUGGGGCUGCAUUUCGCCAGCGUUGGCAGCUCCAAGCCCAUAUGAAGACAAAACGAUGCCAGGCUAACAGAGCAAAGACUAAAGUUGUACUUCCACGACUCACAAACGCUACUACUAAUCAUUCUCAAACUUCUGAUCAUAAUAAACAUAAGGUUUUCUAUGACGAGACUGAAGAAGGAGAGGUAACAGGUAAUGUUAUCAAAGAAUCUGUUUCUCAGAGAAUCUCCAAUGAUCACUCCCAGAUAAGCCCUACACCUGCAAGUCAGGCUCCACUUCAAGAGCUUGCUGCAAUCCCUACUUCAAGUCUUUCAUCAUCCAUUUCGCACAAUCCUGUGACUACCAAGUGCCUUGAUCAAGCUGUGUUAGAAAACGUUACUGAAGAUAGACCAUUAGACCUGACAAGACUACCAAGCUUAGAUCCAGAACUAGGAGAAACCAAGUCUUUUAUUUGCCAAGAAUGUGGGAAAUCCUGCAAGAGCAGUCGAAACCUCAUGAUUCACAGUCGUAUCCAUACAGGGGAGAGACCAUACUCUUGCAGUAUGUGCAGCUUGACUUUUCGGCAGUCCCAUCACAGGAAGGCUCAUAUGCUCUCCCGACACGGAGUGUAUCAUCCAAUCCAGAAAGCAACCAGGAAGAAAGAGAUAGUGGUAAUGACAGAGGAAGGAAUGAGAUAUAAGUGUCAUUACUGCAGCAAAGUACUGAUGUCAAGGUCUGGAAGGCGCAAACAUGAGAGAUGGCAUCUUGGAUUGAGACCCCACAAGUGCAACAACUGCGGGAAUACAUUCAAGCAAUUGCAGCAUCUCAAGAAGCAUCAGAUGUCAUCAAAGUGUAGGGUAGUGCAGAUGAAGUUGAUGGAGAGCAAAGAUAAGAAAGUCGAUGAUGUUAACAGCAAUGAUAGGAUUGGUCCUCUAACCUCUUGGCAUAUGAUGCAGGUUUUGGCAGAAAAUCAUCGCAAGAAGAAGGCUCUGGCCCCCAGUGAAGAACCUACGGUGUCCUCAGAAAAUGAAGCACUCCAGAUUAUGGAUGUUCCAAGUGCUGUAGGGCUUAUUAGCACGGAACAGUUGAAAGCCAAAGAAAAGGCCAAAAAACUGGCAGACGAUGCCAGCAAAAAUGACGAAAAUGACAAUGUCGUUCACUCUCCUGCACUUGGUGAGUGUUUGGAGGAGAUUGGAAACAUUACAGAAGAAGAAAAAGAAGAACCAGAAAGAGUUGGAAGAUAUGCCCUAGAAAACGAUGAACAGGAUUUUCCGGGUCUAUCCAUCAAGGAAGAAGUGUUUUCUGACAUCGAAGAAGGAGAGAUUGUUGAUGAGAAUGGGCAUGCGUCUUACCAACAUUGUGGACCCACUGGGAAUUACCAGCAAUGCCAAGACUUUGAAGCUGGAAGUAGUAAUGUCCUCCCCUUGAACCUUACCAAUCCUAACAAUAUAGAUUAUGGUUAUGAUGAUCCUGAAAUGCCUUUCCAGGUUCAAUGUCAUAUCUGUGGUCAGUAUUACAAGACAAGGCAGAACUUGAGCAUUCACAUGCGAAUCCAUACAGGUGAGCGUCCUCACUCCUGCUCCAUCUGCUCCAAGAAAUUCAUCCAACCCCAUCACUUAAAAGCCCACCUAAAGUCAAAACACGACAUUGUCAUGGUAACCCCAAGCAGGCCAAUCAGGCAAGAAGAGAUCAUCAUGACCCAAGAAGGGAUCCGCUACAAGUGCCAGUACUGCCCCAAGCUCUUGUCCUCUAAGAAUGGUCGCCAGAAGCACGAGCGAUGGCACCUGGGAUUGAGGCCACACAAGUGUGAUGCAUGUGGGAAGGCAUUCAAACAGAGUCACCAUCUCAAGAGGCACAAGGCAGGAUCUGCCUGCAUCCCCCUGGACAAACAACCUAUCAAACUAGAGAAUCCGUCCCCUGAGAAGCCACUUGUACCUCAGUCACCUCCUAACCACCAGUCUUCUCCUCGGACAGCUAUGUCACUAGUUCGUGUAGCUCUACCCACUCUGCCCAAAGACUCUGCAGUAACAGAAGCAAGUCCUGGGCAGUUACCAUCGGAAAGAAUCCCUAACAAUUUUGAAGCAGCACAAGAGAUUCCUCAUCAGAGUUACAGGGGUGCAACUCCAGAGGCUGUUGAGGACAUGGCACCUCAAGACCUCUCUAUGCCUUCAACUAAAUUGAUAGAUCUGCACUGUUAUGAGUGAUCUAUCAAUCUUUCUGUUACCACACACCUUAUCAAAUUAGAGAGUAAUUAUUUGCUACUACCUAUCAUGCCCUACCUACCGAAUUGCCAAUUUGAAAUUUGUAUGAUCUUUACGGUCUGGGUUUUCAAACAGCAAUAGCUUAAAUAUUCCUUGUCCACUUAUUUUCGAACGGUCAACAUACUUACUGUGCUUUUAAUGCUGUAUUCUUUGAUAUCAAUCAUUUCCCUUAUAACAUCUGAAUCACCACCCGAAGGAUGCUGCAUGUUCCUGAUAAUUUUUCAGUGGGCAAAAAUUAUUGCUGGUGGAAACUCUUCAAGACUUCAUAUCACCUUUAUUCUUUUAACAAAUCCAAGGGAAAAGAAAAUGAAAAGGUUAUACACUUUUUGGUUCCAAAGGCAAAGUGUUUAAUUGAUAUCACCAUUGUUUGGUAGUGGGUAAGGUAUGGAAAGUUAUGUCUUUCUCUUUUAGUGCCUUUGCUGCAGGGAAGUUUUACCAGAAGGUCUUUUGGUUUUUUCUGUGUAGAAUUUGAUGCAGUAUGGAAGGGGGAUGGAGGGGAGGAAACAAAGUGGGAUUUCUUUAGGAUUUACCUAAAUUGGAGUCUUGAUUUUGAAGAGGAUAUGUUUUUUUUUGUAAUAUAAAAUAGAUUGAAAGCACUUUACAACAUUGCUUAUCAAGACUGGUAUUAAGUUAUGCCAGUUAUGCAUUGACCAGUUGAUUAUUUUGAUGGUGAAUUUUCAUGAACUUUUUUUAUUGCAUAGGGCUACUUGUCCAAAAACAUUAUUGUAAAUGUCCGAUUCCUCUUUUCUUUUAUAUGAGAAGAGCUUGUCAUUUAAGUCGGUUGCUUCUCUUCAAUAGUCUAUGACAUUGAUCAAUAAGGAAACAUAAAAGGCUGCUCAUUUAUGCUGUUGUCAAAACUCUGAACUCUAUAUUUUAUUCUAUUUUGAAGCGCUGUUACAAGUUAUAUCUAAAUUAUAUUUUUCCUAUUCCAUUUUCCAUACCAAAUUCAAUGUUACAUCAUAUAACAAACUAAUGUAUUCCAUGUGCUUCCUGUGUAUUAUAGGCCUAUACAUUUAUACUAGCUAUUACUAUUACAGGUAUACUUCAAAAAUCUUUUACCUUUAAUAAUAGGUGUUACAGCCUUUUUCAAUUUAUUGAAUAGCAUAUUUCAGAUUAUAUAGAUAAUUCAGAAAAAUCUACCAAAAGACAAUGUAUAAGAACUAUCAAAUAUACAGAAUUGAUAGGAGUAAUCAAUGCAUCGUCAAAUUCUAUUUUUGUAUUGUAAAGAUUGUACAGUACUACCCGUAUUGUGGCAAUUUACGCCAUUUAUAUUUACGUAUAGUGAUUCAUAUUUUCCUACUUAGGACAGUACUUUCUUCAAGAUUCUCCCUUUCAAAAAGUCUAUACUAUGUGUUUUUAUUCUAGCAAUUUCCUUAUACAUGUACAUUGCAAACCUUUUGACAGUUCAAGGGUUUUUUUAAGAAUUAGUCUUAUACCAAUUCAUACAAUUACCGACUUGUCUGCUAUCAUUUGGUCUACUAUCAGUUCGUCCACUAUCCACAUGGUCUAAUUGCCAUUUUGUCCAUUCACCAUUUUGU